AGAUUUGCUGCCACAGGGCAUUCCGAAUUUUGACAUCUCCUGUUCAAACAAAUCAAACUUCAAGGAAUUUAGAUAGACUUCAUCUGAAUCUUAAUUGAGUUAUUGAGAUACUGGUGUAUUUUUGUUUUGCUGUCUUGAUAAAUGGACGGUGGUGGUCUUUAUGAAGCAAGUAGUAGCUUGAGAGCAAACAGUUCCUCCUUCUGGAGGAAUGGCGGUUUGGAAGCUUUCUCACAUUCAGCACGGGAAGAAGACGAUGAAGCAGCACUAAAAUGGGCUGCACUGGAAAAGCUUCCUACUUAUGAUCGUCUGACGAGAGGUCUUUUAGUAGGAUCAAGGGGUGCAACCAGUGAAGUUGAUGUAAGAAAUCUUGGAUUUCAAGAACGAAGACUUUUGCUUGACAGGCUAAUAAAGGCUGCUGAUGAAGACAACGAGAAGUUCUUGCUGAAGCUGAGGAACCGGAUUGACAGAGUUGGAAUUAAUUUGCCAAUGGUAGAAGUCAGAUUUGAGCAUCUGACUGUUGGUGCAGAAGCCUAUAUAGGGAGCCGAUCUUUGCCUACUUUCUUUAAUUUUACUAUUAACAUAUUGGAGGGGUUUCUGAACUAUGUGCAUAUACUUCCAAGCAAGAAGAAACAUAUUUCCAUUCUGCAAGAUGUCAGUGGAAUCAUCAGGCCUUGCAGAUUGACUUUGCUUCUAGGCCCUCCAAGUUCAGGAAAGACUACACUGUUGUUAGCUUUGGCGGGAAAGUUAGAUGCUUCUUUGAAGGUUUCUGGAAGUGUGACUUAUAAUGGGCACAAAAUGAAUGAAUUUGUACCACAAAGAACUGCUGCAUACAUCAGCCAAGAUGAUGUUCAUAUAGGAGAAUUGACUGUCAGAGAAACUCUGGAAUUCUCUGCAAGAUGCCAGGGGAUUGGAUCUCGCUACGAGAUGCUCUCAGAAUUGUCAAGAAGAGAAAAGAAUGCCAAUAUUAAGCCUGAUAUGGAUAUUGAUAUCUUCAUGAAGGCGGUUUCUACUGAAGGACAAGAAGCAAGAAUAAUUACAGACUAUAUUCUUAAGGUUUUAGGCCUGGAAGUUUGCGCAGAUACUUUGGUUGGAGAUCAACUAGUAAGGGGAAUAUCGGGGGGGCAGAAGAAACGUGUUACGACAGGUGAAAUGCUGGUUGGACCUACAAAUGCUCUUUUCAUGGACGAGAUAUCAACGGGGUUGGAUAGUUCUACGACUUUCCAAAUUGUGAACUCACUAAGACAAUAUGUCCACAUUCUCGAUGGAACUGCUCUUAUAUCACUUCUACAGCCAGCACCCGAGACUUAUGAUCUAUUUGAUGAUAUCAUACUUUUGUCUGAUGGCAAAGUCGUCUAUCAAGGCCCUCGUGAUAAUGUACUUGAAUUUUUCGAAUCUGUGGGUUUUAAGUGUCCCGAGAGGAAAGGCGUGGCUGAUUUCUUGCAAGAAGUGACGUCGAAGAAAGAUCAGCAGCAAUACUGGAUGCGUGUCGAUGAGCCUUACAGAUUUGUAACAGUGAGUGAAUUUGCCGAGGCGUUUCAAUCUUUCCAUGUCGGUCAGAGACUUAAAGAUGAUCUUGCAUCUCCGUUCGACAAGAGCAAAAGCCACCCUGCUGCCUUAACAACCAGAAAAUAUGGUGCUGGGAUGGAAGAACUAUUAAAAGCAUGCUGCUCAAGAGAACUCUUGCUGAUGAAGAGAAACUCAUUUUUCUAUAUCUUCAAGGUUUCUCAGAUUACCACAAUGGCAUUUAUUGCUAUGACCAUCUUCCUCCGGACUAACAUGCACCGGCAUAGCGUAGAAGAUGGAUAUAUGUAUGUUGGUGCUCUGUUUUUUACUGCAACAUUGAUAAUGUUCAAUGGCAUGGCCGAGAAUUCCAUGUUGAUUUACAAGCUUCCUGUGUUCUACAAACAAAGACGUGCUCUCUUUUUCCCGCCAUGGGUUUAUGCUCUUCCCAUGUGGAUACUGAAGAUACCUAUUUCAUUUGUCGAAGUAGGCGUUUGGGUUUUUAUCACUUACUAUGUCAUAGGAUUCGAUCCAAAUAUCGGAAGGUUGUUCAAACAAUACUUGCUACUCUUACUUCUGAACCAGAUGGCUAGUGGAUUAUUCCGGCUGAUCGGAGCAGUCGGUAGACACAUGAUUGUUUCAAACACAUUUGGUGCGUUUGUAUUGUUCAUACUAUUUGCAUUGGGUGGUGUGGUCUUGUCACGAGUGAAUGUGAAAAAAUGGUGGAUAUGGGGUUAUUGGUCGUCACCAUUAAUGUAUGCACAGAAUGCAAUUAUAGUGAACGAGUUCACGGGGAACAGUUGGAAAAAAGUCAUUCCAAACACGACCGAAUCAUUAGGAGUUGCAGUUAUGAAGGCACGAGGAUUUUUACCAGAAGCACAAAUGUACUGGAUAGGCGUAGGGGCAUUAUUUGGAUUCACAAUCCUAUUCAACAUAGGUUUCAUAGUAGCUCUCACGUAUCUGAACCCUCUUGGAAGGGUUCGAGCUGUUAUACCAAAAGAAAGUGAUGACAAGCAGAAUGAUAAAGAGAUGGGGGAAAUUAGUCACGUCAAUGCCAACAGAGAGGCUGAUCAGAUGAGGAAAAGGGGAAUGAUUCUUCCAUUUGAACCAUAUUCCAUCAGCUUUAAUGAAAUUGUAUACUCUAUUGACAUGCCACAGGAAAUGAAAGACAGAGGUUUUCUUGAGAAUAAACUGGUGCUUCUAAAGGGUGUGAGUGGAACUUUCAGGCCGGGUGUCCUGACCGCUUUGAUGGGAGUUAGUGGGGCUGGUAAAACGACUCUUAUGGAUGUGCUGGCUGGUCGGAAAACAGGAGGAUAUAUAGAUGGGACUAUUACAAUUUCAGGGUACCCCAAAAAGCAAGAAACAUUUUCUCGAAUUUCAGGAUAUUGUGAGCAGAACGACAUCCAUUCCCCUCAUGUUACUGUGCAUGAAUCCUUGCUUUAUUCAGCCUGGCUGCGGCUGGCCCCAGAGGUCGAUGUUGAAACGAGAAAGAUGUUCAUUGAGGAAGUUAUGGAGCUUGUUGAACUCACACCAUUAAGAGGUGCACUAGUCGGGCUGCCAGGGGUUACCGGUCUGUCGACUGAGCAGAGAAAGAGGCUAACUAUCGCAGUCGAACUCGUUGCAAACCCCUCUAUAAUAUUCAUGGAUGAGCCCACCUCAGGGCUUGAUGCAAGAGCUGCUGCAAUCGUGAUGAGAACAGUUAGAAACACUGUUGACACUGGAAGAACAGUCGUGUGCACCAUACAUCAGCCUAGCAUCGACAUCUUUGAAGCUUUUGACGAGCUAUUUCUACUGAAACGAGGAGGAGAAGAGAUAUACGCCGGCCCAUUGGGACGUCAUUCCACCCAACUCAUCAAGUACUUUGAGGGUAUUCCAGGAGUGAGCAAAAUCAAAGACGGCUAUAAUCCGGCAACUUGGAUGCUGGAAGUUACUGCUUCAGCACAGGAAAUGGCCUUAGGAAUCGAUUUCGCUCAGGUGUAUAAAAAUUCAGAGUUAUACAGGAGAAACAAAGCUCUCAUCAGUGAGCUGAGUACCCCAAGGCCGGGGAUGAAAGAGCCAAAUUUCCCUACUCGGUACUCUCAACCUUUCCACAUCCAAUGCAUGGCUUGCCUAUGGAAACAGCACUGGUCGUAUUGGCGAAAUCCAUUGUACACAGCCAUUAGAUUUCUCUUCACAAUAUUCAUAGCAGUGAGCUUCGGCAGCAUGUUCUGGGACCUCGGCUCCAAGAGGAACAGUGUACAAGAUAUAUUCAACUGUAUCGGUUCUAUGUAUGCGUCUGUCCUCUUCUUAGGCAUCCAGAAUUACGUCUCCGUGCAGCCAGUAGUUGCAGUUGAGAGAACGGUUUUUUGUUGCAAUUGAAUUUCCGUAUAUAUUUUCACAAGCAGCCGUCUAUGGCAGCAUCGUGUAUGUGAUGAUGGGAUUCGAAAGGACCGCAGCAAAAUUCUUCUGGUACAUAUAUUUCAUGUACUUGACACUAUCGUACUUCACCUUCUAUGGGAUGAUGACAGUGAGUGUAGCUCCAAAUCACCAUAUCUCCACCAUAAUUGGAGCUGGCUUUAUCUCGACGUGGAACCUCUUCUCAGGAUUCAUAGUUCCGCGCCCUAAAAUACCUGUAUGGUGGAGAUGGUACUACUGGGCUUGCCCCGUCGCUUGGACGUUAUACGGUUUGGCCACGUCUCAACUUGGAGACGUCGAAGAGUAUAUAAGCCCGGAGUAUACGGUGAAGGAGUUCUUGCACAGUUACAUGGGAUUCAGACACGACUUUCUUGGAGUUGUUGCAGGCAUGCACGUUGUGUUCGUAGUUGUUUUUAUUUUCACAUUCGGCUUUGCCAUUAGGGUGUUCAAUUUCGAAAGACGAUGAUGACACGCUCCGACAGCUCUGCUACUUCCAUGAGAAAUAUUGUAGUUGAAGCUCAUGUUGUAUUUCAUUGUUCUUACCGUAGAUGGAAUGCUUCAAAUUUGAGCAUCAUUUUAAAUGGACAACAAACUUUGAGAGUCA
Messenger RNA from Sesamum indicum (sesame), 4498 nucleotides. Lineage: Eukaryota; Viridiplantae; Streptophyta; Magnoliopsida; Lamiales; Pedaliaceae. The record is from RefSeq and is a predicted model, not a curated record.